This is a messenger RNA of Orbicella faveolata, 356 nucleotides long. RefSeq names its product elongation factor 1-delta-like. Gene Ontology annotation, molecular function: translation elongation factor activity; guanyl-nucleotide exchange factor activity. Gene Ontology annotation, biological process: translational elongation. The record is from RefSeq and is a predicted model, not a curated record. NCBI's taxonomy places the organism in Eukaryota, Metazoa, Cnidaria, Anthozoa, Scleractinia, Merulinidae. Gene Ontology annotation, cellular component: eukaryotic translation elongation factor 1 complex; cytosol.
ACCCGCACCUUUGCAAGUUCCUUUUUCCAUCUUUCUCGGAAUUGGACAAGUUUCGCUGAAAACUGAAUUAAUUGAUCGCUCAUUUCAAGACCGUCAUGAGUUCAGCUAUGCUUCACGAAUCCAUCUGGGUCGACAGGCCGAAAUAUGAACAAGCCGAGGCACAUUAUCAAAGAUUUCUCGCGGGAACGAUCGCUCAGCCGGCACAUGGAGCGAAUUCAGUAAAGGCUUCAAGCUUUUCUCCGGUUCAAGAGAUAGCAAAAGCCCGUAAAAAAAUUCAACAGACUCUUAGCACGGCUCCUUCUUCCACACCAGCUGUAGCUGGAGGAGAUACACGNCAUCACCUUCUCAACAGUUAA